UCACCUCAAAUAGUCCAAUUGAAUAGUUUCAUUUUUCUUGGUAGUGAGUGAUAAGAGGAAGAUGGGUUUCUCGUGCCCGGCUAAGAUACUCGUCGGUAUCCCUUCCGACGACGUCGACAAGAGCAAGGAGCUUCUUUCCUGGGCAAUCAAUGUUCUAGCUCAUCAACAUGACUGCAUUGUUGCUACUCAUGUUCUUGUUAGUGAGGAUACGAAGAAGCGUGGAUCGACCACAACGACGACAAAAGUUCAGUCGCAGCUUCGUCGAGCAAAAGCCUACGUGAUAUCGAUUCUGGGAGAGUUUGCCAACAUCAGUCAAUUCAAACAGGUAAAUUUGGAGGCAAGGGUUGGUUUCAACACAAGCAUCGAAAGAGGUCUAACCGAGGAAGCGAAGGCGAUUUCAGCUGAUUUUCUCGUUGUUCGUGGCACGAGAAACGGAUCAAACAGAACUCCCAGCAUUGCAAGGUAUUGUUUUGAGAAUGCUCCUGAGAAAUGUGCUUUGGUCUUCUUGGGAAAGCAUGAAAAGUUGCAGCAAAAUUGGGACUCUGAUUCUCUUCAAUCUAAAGGAGAAGAUAAAUGCGAGCGCGAGGACUACAUAGUUCCAAAAACAGAGAACGGGAGGGCGCCGACGCGCGCGGCGGCAGAGGACGAGGUGGAAGCCUCCGGCGACUACUCCGUUUCAAACACCACCACCACGACGGAGGAGGAGGACUCCUCCACCUCCGGCGACUCCAUUUUAAGCACUAUCGAAUCUCCGCCGCCACCGCUGCCRCUAGGUUCCCAUUUGAAACCGUUAUCGGGGGAGCCGCGGCGGCGGUUGUCGCCGUGUAAGCUGAUCUCUUCGUUUCUGGGGUCACCAUUUCGGAAAAGAAAUUGCAGCUUUUCUGAUAAGCAAUCGGGUCAGCCUUUGCUGAGAUGCUUCAGCUAUCAGGAGAUUGUAAAUGCCACCAAUAAUUUCCACCCAGAUAAGAUGGCAGGGCAAGGUGGAUAUUCAGAAGUUUACAAAGGAGAGCUAUGUGAUGGGAAGAUAAUUGCAGUGAAGAGACUGACAAAGGACAACAAAGAUUCAAACAAGGAGAAAGAGUUUCUAAUGGAAUUGGGAAUAAUUGGCCAUGUCUUCCAUCCAAACACAGCUACCUUGCUUGGCUGCUGCAUUGAAAAUGGCCUUUAUCUCAUCUUCAACUUCUCCCAAAAUGGAAACCUUUCUUCUGCAUUGCAUGGCAAAACAAGCAAGAUAUUGGAAUGGCCAGUGAGAUACAAGAUUGGCGUGGGAAUUGCAAGGGGUUUACACUAUCUCCAUAAAUGUUGUAAACAUCGCAUAAUCCACAGAGACAUCAAAGCUUCCAAUGUUCUUCUUGGCCCUGAUUAUGAACCCCAGAUAACGGACUUUGGGCUAGCAAAAUGGCUUCCAAACAAAUGGACACACCAUGCAGUGGUUCCAAUAGAGGGCACGUUUGGGUACUUGGCUCCAGAAUAUUUCAUGCACGGUUUAGUGGAUGAGAAAACAGACGUAUUCGCCUUUGGAGUUCUUCUCUUAGAAAUUGUCACUGGCAGAAGGCCUGUGGACUCAUCCAAACAAAGCCUUCUCUUAUGGGCAAAGCCUUUGAUGGAAUCGGGGGAGAUCGGGCGACUGGCCGACCCGAGGCUCAAGGGCAGAUACGAUGCAGAGGAGCUGCAGAGAGUCGUGUUGGCUGCUUCUUGGUGCGUUCGACAGUCCUCGGUCGAGCGGCCAUCGAUGAGCGAGGUAUUGGAGGUGCUAACUAAAGGCCAUGAUUCAGAGAUAGCAAAGAGCUUGAGAAUCCCAAAGUUCACAUCUGUUGAUGAUGAAGAAGAAUUGGAUGAUUAUUCCAUGAUUUUUGGGUAUCAAGUUCCAAUAGACACUCUUCUUGAGGACUAUUUAUAAGGGUAUUUAAAUUUUGUAGCUUUAUAAAAUCUUUGUAUUUUAU
This is a messenger RNA of Momordica charantia (bitter melon), 1943 nucleotides long. Its product is annotated as Protein kinase superfamily protein. Gene Ontology annotation, biological process: protein phosphorylation. NCBI's taxonomy places the organism in Eukaryota, Viridiplantae, Streptophyta, Magnoliopsida, Cucurbitales, Cucurbitaceae. The record is from RefSeq and is a predicted model, not a curated record. Gene Ontology annotation, molecular function: ATP binding; protein kinase activity.